Messenger RNA from Cottoperca gobio, 3399 nucleotides. Its product is annotated as membrane-associated guanylate kinase, WW and PDZ domain-containing protein 2-like. The record is from RefSeq and is a predicted model, not a curated record. Gene Ontology annotation, biological process: signal transduction. Gene Ontology annotation, molecular function: protein binding. NCBI's taxonomy places the organism in Eukaryota, Metazoa, Chordata, Actinopteri, Perciformes, Bovichtidae. Gene Ontology annotation, cellular component: cytoplasm; cell-cell junction.
AUGUCUAAGACAGCGGUGAAGAAGCUGCACUGGCGCUCCAAGGUGCAGGACAGCUUCGUCCCCCUGCUCGGCUCGUCGGGGGAGCUGGGGAUCGCCAUCGGCGGAGGAGCAGAUUAUGGAGAGUUCCCCUUUGUCACGUCGGCUCCAGGGGGCGGACUCACAGUGGGCGAUAUCAUCCUCGAGAUCGGGGGAACGCCGGUCUUAGGGAUGACAUUAGGAGACGUCCGGGGCGUCCUCAACUCCUGCCCCCAUCCCAUCCGCAUCAAGACUGUGUCACCAGGCUCCACAUUGUGCAAGGAUCUCAGGUUGUAUCUGAGCAAGUGUUUCACUCCCGGCUCAGUGGACAGCCAACUUCAGCAGGUGAUCCGAGAGAACCUCUACCUCCGCGCUGUUCCCUGUACGACCCGACAGUCCAGAGAUGGAGAAAUUUCAGGCGUAGACUACAACUUCGUCUCUAUCGAGGAGUUCUUCGCCUUGGAGGAGUCAGGAGCGCUGCUGGAGAGCGGAAAGUUCAAAGGGAAUUACUACGGCACACCCCGGCCGGUGCACAUCAGCGUGGAGAGCCCCCCCAUCACCUACCAGGAGCAUCGCAACCUGCUCAGGAACUUCCGCACACGCAGCAAAUCGCUCAGCAACCUGGAGAAGGCUGCAGAGGACGGCGAGAACAGCGAGGACGACUCGGGCCUGUCAGGAGGCUCUGCAGGUGUCAGCAGCAGCGUCCCUCCAAGCCACCGGUCACCCGGGCGGCCCCGGGCCUCCAGCAGCGGCGAUGGUCGCGGGAUCAUCGGCAGCAGGUGCGGCAUCAGGCUGAGAGGUGUGAUGCCUGACCACUGGGAGCAGGCCUUCAGCGACCCCGGAGAGUCCCACUACAGAGAGCGCAACCCAAAGAGGACCAACUGGCAGAGUCGAGGCUCGAGCAGGGAGACCGUCUACACAAAUGAAUGGUUCACGGAGCAGCCUGUGGAGCUCAGGGGUUUCCCUGUGCACACACUCCUGACUAAGGGCUCCAGAGGGUUUGGCUUCAACAUAGUGGGCGGCAGCCGGCCCAGAGAGUUCCUGCAGGUGUACAGUGUGACUGCAAGUGGACCCUCCGCACUCAAGACAGCCGACAUCCUGGUGUACAUCAACGACGUGUGUGUGUUGGGAGUGUCUCACAAAGAGGUGGUGGAGAUGCUGAAGUCGGUGCCUGUGGGCCACAGCGUGGACGUGGAGGUGAGCAGAGGGUAUCCCAUGCUCUACAACCCUGAUGGUUGUCCCAAGCAGCCCCCGCCGAGGCUACUGGACAGCGGGGACCCCAUCCUCCCCCCCACCACCACCCAGCCUCAGCCCCUCCACCAACUGCCUCGCCUCCUGACCCCCAAGCCCCGCACCAUGCACUUCAGCUACAACGGGGUCCACAGCGAGGGCAGCUACGUUGAGCCGGGCGUGACUCUGGACGCCAACGGAAACGCCACGUCCUUCCUGAGCAGGCAGUCCUCGUACAGACGCUGCAGUAUGAGCAACUCCCCCCCCCCCGUGCGUCCUCCGCGUUCCCUGAGAAGUCUGGCCCGGCUGCAGUCGUUCGACCCGACGCUCGCCAGCCAGAGCGACAGUGAAGUCGUUUCUGCCAUCGGCUCUCACAGAGCAUCAAUGGUCCGUAACCACAACAAUAACUCGCUGUCAGCGCCGCCUCAGCCUUAUCGCUACGCCUCCAAGUCGUCUGAGAGCGACCUGUCCACCUGCACUCUGUCGGGGUCCCGCCUGCCGCUGCCUCAGUCCCCGAGGAGACCUUCGUCCUCCCCCGGCGGCCCCCACGGCGCUCACUCCCGCCUCUUCCGACCGCAGAGCUCCCACCUCAGACCUCCUCCCACCCCCGACAGCCCACACCAUCAGCAGCAUCAGCACCGUGGCUACAACGGUUUCCAUGGCAACAGCAGCCCCACCGCCAGCCCCAGCAGCGUGACCUCCCCCGGGGCGGUGAGCGCGGGCAGUCUCAGCGGAGGCGAGCUGGUGCCGGUGGCCUUGGCCCAGACGGGCGGAGAGCGAGGGCUCGGCUUCAGUGUGACGGUCGGAGGUCCAGGAGGCAGGAUGACGAUCGUGGAGAGAGUCUGGGACAGGAAGCAGUGCAACGCUCUGCAGCCGGGGGACGCCAUUGUCAAGAUCAAUGGAGCCGAUGUGCAGAGUCUCAGCUUUGAGCAGGUACACACAGUUCUCCAGGAACACACCAGACAGGCAGAAGUCGUCCUGUUGGUCUUCAGAGGAGGUAUUUAUCAUUCCACCGUCUCCCCCGGCUCCCUGCGGAGACUUCCUCCGCCUCUGCUCCGCCCGCCUCCUCCACCUGAAGGAUCGGACCUCUCCUCCGCGCUCCCAGAAGCGCUGCCCGUGCCUCGUGCCUCCCUCGGCACGCCGCCCUCCCCGGCCCCCAGGAUGCGCUCCUCGCUGGUCCAGAGCACCAGCUUCCUGGAGUCGAUUCCAGUGACCCUGACGAUGGAACCCAAAGACUGGAUCAACACGGGCCUGGAGGACGAGGCGGGCGGCGGCACGCUGCCUGAUCCCGGGCCGGAGAGGCAGAACGGGGAACGGACUCGGCCGCUGCGAGGGUUCGAUGUGGAGCUGGGGAGGAAGCCAGGAGAGGGCUUCGGCUUCGUCAUCGCUUCUCAGGAUGUGGAGAAUGGUAAAGCCGCUUCACUUCUCCCUCACCGGUUCGUAACGGUCCGUCGAGGCAGCCCGGCGGCAAAGAGCGGUCAGAUCCGUCCCGGAGAUCGGUUGGAGGCGGUGGAGGGACGCUCGGUGGUGACUCUGCCUCACCGGGAGCUUGCUCAGAUCCUUCGCCGAGCGGGAAACACUCUGCGCCUCACCAUCGUCCCCCGUCCCAGCACCUACUCGUCAAGCCUUUCAGAAACCACCGAGUACGACCCCGGGCACAGAAGCAGAAAGGGUCAAAGGUCGCGUCCGAAGCGUGACUCCAGGUAUUACAGUGUGGACCUGGAUAGAGGCCUCUCAGGCUUCGGCUUCAGCCUCCGAGGGGGCAGCGAGUACAACAUGGGGCUCUACGUCCUGGGACUCAUGGAGGGGGGGCCGGCCUCACGCAGCCAAAGAAUGAAGGUCAGCGAUCAGCUGGUGGAGAUUAACGGGGACAGUACAGCGGGGAUGACCCACAGCCAGGCGGUGGAGCAGAUCCGCAGAGGAGGCCACCGCAUCCACCUGAUCCUCAAGAGAGGAAACGGCUACGUGCCCGACUAUGUGGAGCUCUCCAGUUUGUCUCUAUGUAUGACCAACUCCAAGCUGGGCGAGCCUUGCUUCUAUGUGAUUGGACGGACGGAGAAUACGCGGUUGGUAAUGGUUCCUGCCGUGAGCACAGAAUCGGCCCCCCCCCCCUCCUGCAUCACCCCGAGGAGCCGGGUUUGGCUGCAGUAGACU